Messenger RNA from Phlebotomus argentipes, 4199 nucleotides. RefSeq names its product neprilysin-1. Gene Ontology annotation, cellular component: plasma membrane. The transcript is spliced from 10 exons. Bases 385 to 2598 code for a protein of 737 amino acids. Gene Ontology annotation, molecular function: metalloendopeptidase activity. The record is from RefSeq and is a predicted model, not a curated record. Lineage: Eukaryota; Metazoa; Arthropoda; Insecta; Diptera; Psychodidae. Gene Ontology annotation, biological process: protein processing.
AGUUUAUGUUUGGUGUGUUGUCGGAGUUAAAUGUCUCUUUACUUCCGCAAUUUAUUAAAUAUUCACCCAUUGUCUCGCUGUUGAGUGUGUUUUCAGUUCUGUGCUGUGAUAAAAGAGUCAAUGGACUGUGUUAUGUGAUCGUGUGGGCGAAGGAGAAUUCGGAACUUCAGGAGAAUAGCAAAAAGAGGAAUCACCCAAUGUCAAUUUUACAUAACAACACUUGAGCGCUUUUUCGCCUAGAACGGAGAGAAAACAAAAUUUUUCCCACUCAACCGAGCGCCGGGAAAUCGCCGAGACAGAGUUGAGAGAGAGAGAGAGAGGAAAAGCGAUGAUUUUGUGAGUCUGAUCCAGUGAAUUUUCCUGGCCACAGAGACAGACACUGAAAUGACGGCAGAAUCGGCGUCUCGCAGGGCCAGCAAAGAGGACGGCGGAGACGGUGCGGCCGCCAAGACGGAGGAUGGGAGUGCCCAGCAGGCCACCAAGAAGCUCCUGUCGAAAUUGGCUCAGAGCAAGAGCGACGAGAACGAGAUUCAGGUGUUGGAGAGGCUAGAUCAUGGCGUUAAUGAGACAGCGCAAGAAAAUAAACAGGCUGCGUCCGCCGUGGGGUGGGUGUGCUGCGCCCCCUGUAUUUGGCUCCGCACUUCCACCACCGUUCACAAGAUCGCCCUGACGGCCGCCACUCUCCUCGUGACCUCGCUGCUCGUCGUCUCGCCCAUCCUCUUCCUCAUCAGCACGGCUCCCUCCCAGGCGCCUCGCGAUUGUCUCACCCACAAGCUCGAGGACUGCUUCGCGACGCCCCAGCCGCCGCCCGAGUGCACAGAUGAGGAUUGCCGGGUGGCGGCAAUGACCAUCUUCGCCCGCAUGAAUGCCAAUCUGGACCCAUGCCGGAACUUCAAGUCCUACAGCUGCAGCCCCAUCAUCAACAACAGCGUGUCGGUGGUGAAAAGCUCGCAGGAGGGCGUCGACCUGCAAAUGCAGAAUCUCCUGGUGACCAACACGAGCUCUGGCGUUUUCCGAAAAUUGGGCCGCCUGUACGAGAGUUGCCUCCGCCAGACGCUCAACUCCUCGAGCAUUCGCCUGCUGCUGGAGAGCCUCGGCGGAUACCUGCCCAGCGGGAGCUUGGGGCCCUCUAGCAUUGCGCCGCUCAUGUCAAAAAUCGCUGCAUUCGGGCCGACGCCACUUAUUGGUGUCUACUUCGAUUUGAGUUACGGCCGUAAGCCACAAAUUGUGUUAAUUAUAGAUGGACCAACGACGUCAGCAUCAGUUCUGGAGAAUACAAUACGAUGGAUGGGACCAAAAGCACCGCCUUACAAAAUUCGAAACGAUGUACCGGAACUUCUGGACGAUCUCAUGAAUGUCUUUCUGCCGUCCAGUCUGAGCCCGAAGCAACGACAAUCUGAGAUGGAUUUGAUUCGCAAGUUUGUGUCAGAAGUGAACAGGCUCCGGCAAAAUUAUCUUGAUCGGGACUUCUCGAACAGCUACUUGGUUGACAAUGUGACAACACUCUCAUCGGCUUACUCUUACCUCAAGUGGAGUGACAUGAUUCCGAUGAACUGGUCAGGACCGAUUGUCGUGCGGAGCAGGAAUUAUGUGCAUCAUCUGCGCGAUCUGCUGAAAAACCAUCAGACUCGAAUAAUCCACAAUUCCUUGCUCCUUCUCUUUGCUCUCGGCAUUCUACCGCCCACCCACCCAUCGCCUUUGGUCUGCACGAAAGCCACAAUGUGGGCCCUGCCGCAAGCCUCAUCAGCACUCUAUUUGACCCAACAUUCAAUGGACACCGUCCGACAGUCAAUUAAUCGCGCGGAAAUCCUCUUUGAGACCUUGAAAGCACACCUGAAACGAGCGCCUUCGCUCCGGGGAGCGGCCCUAGUGAAGCUGUCAUCCUUGAAGAUUCAGGCCAAUCCGUGGCCAGUGUGGUACAACCACACGAAAAUUGAACAGAUGCUGGAGAAGGUGGAGAUCAGCACGGACAAUUGGUUCGAGAACAUCCUGAAGCUGUACAAAUUACAGCAGGAGCAGAGUCCCAACGAUAAUAUCACUAUGGACUCCCAUGUUGCCUGGGCGUAUCCCAUCAUUGCUCAGUCAUUCUACGAUUCUCUGAGUCACUCCAUUGUUGUUCCGAUGUCUGUGGUGCUGGUGCCAUACUUCAAGCCAAAGCUACCGCCGUAUCUGCACUACGCGUCGGUCGGUGUACAAAUAGCAAAAGAGAUUCUGCGCUCGAUUACGCGUGCAUUCGAGGAUAAAGCCCUAAAAUGUGUCCCGGGCAGCGUGAAUAUAUUUUCCAAUUCGAGCCGCAUGGACAUACUCAUACACUCGGGCGGCAUGCAAAUAGCUUAUCAUUCCCUCCUGUCACUCACAGGCCCCAUUAAGGGCAUGGAGCGCCUGGGUGGUCUGAAUUUAUCGCCAACGCAAAUUUUCUAUCUCGUCUCCGCCCAGGAAUUGUGCGCCGAUUCCCUGUACAGUGGCAUCGACACGGACUCCGAUGACUUCACGGAUAUACUGGGCUGGCUCAUAGCGCAGGGCGGCAGUGCCAAUGACGUGUUCCAUUGUCCACACGGAAGUGUCAUCAACACUAAGAAGACGUGCAACAUCCUGUGAAGUGGCCACAAAAGGGCAAUUUGCCCACCGAAUCUUACUGAUUCCAAUGGACGAACACCGGGAGGAAUAUGUGAACUGAAACCUCUCCUGAAUUUACUAGAAAGGAUAUUCAUUAGAUAUACUUACAAGUGUUGCUGAACAUCCUUCUCACACAAAUUACUCAAAGCUCGACAGAGUUACAUAAGUGUAAUAGAACAGUCGGGUGACUUUACAUGCAAAAGCCAUAGAGAAGAAAAAGAAACCACUCUCUUCAGACAAACUACACUUUAUAGGCAAGAGAUAAAGGUAGACUCUGCUUUGAAACCCUCUCAAUUUAGGAGGAAGAGAUACUAGAAGCAAGGAAUUGCUGUUAUUUAAGAAGUGCUCCUUACUCUGAAAUCUGGAUUUUUGAAAAUGAGAAAUAUAUUUCUUGUAGAUAAUGUUGAAGAGAUAAAGAAUGACGUUACAUUUUAUUAUAUGAUAUCUUGAUAAGCAAUACCUACCUAUUCCUAAUUGUACAUUUUUGAAUGAUUACAUUUUCAAAAAAUUACCGAUUUUCUUAUUAUUCUAAUUGAAGAAAUUGGACUUUCAUAAAUUCGUAACUGUUGAAAUUGUCCAGGACGCUUACAAAUUGUAAGAAAAACUUGAAGAAAAAUCUAAUGAACACGAACUAAGUGUAUAAUAACAUUUUCAACAGUUACAAAUCUCUUUUAUCAAUAUUAAAUUAAUGCGAGAUGCAUAUUUAUUGUUCUGGCACAAAUUUCUAUCACUCAUCUUCCUUCUAAAAUAUUUUUACUCAUUAUUCUGAAUUACUAAGAACUUUAUAAAUAGAAAGUAGUCAAAAAGUGCCAAAUUUAUUUUAUUCCUUUCUCCUCUUGUAAGCCAGCUAAAAAGAUACACGAUUAUACUAAAUAUUAAUACAAUGAAAACAACAUUUUGAAGAAAAUCUAUAACACUUUCUUGGGACGAAAAUACUAAAAAACAAUAAUUGUACUUUAAUGUAGAUUAAAUGGUUAGAUUUUAGAGGAAAAUGUCAAGAAACACAUAUAUACUCUACAUCUAAUCCCCUUUGUAGUGCCCUUAAAACAGAUGAGAUAUGAAAUAUAUUACGAACCACUUUCACUGAGGCAAUGAUGAACAUUGUGGAGAAGAAUAUUACAUAGUUGCAGAUAUAAAAGUGAAAUAUUAGUCAUAUUAUAGCGUCUCUCACAUACCGAAAUGCACUAUAAUAAAAAUAUUUUAUCUAGCAAUAAAAAAUUAAGUCGAAAUAUGAGAAAUCUAUUGUAGGACAUGUAGGAAAAUGUGAUAAAAUGUUACGAUGAAAUACUAAAUUGUUAGACGAAUCAAAAUUACAGAAAGAUGCAAAGUAGUAAUCAAAAGCAGAAGGUUUAGGUAGAAAAUGGAAUACGAAUUAGGAGGAAGGAACCUGACGGAAACGGUGCAAGAGUGCAAAGUUUGUAAUUGAAAAGGGUAAGAGAAAAAAAAAACGAUAGAAAUUCAAGUAUUUAGAGAAAUUAACUAACCACUUCCACCAAUGAAAGCUUACAAGAAUCUCUCUAAAAAAAAAUAUUGUAUUCUGUCCUGUGAUAAGAGUCGAUUGAAAUAAAGGUGAUUAAGAAUAG